This is a messenger RNA of Electrophorus electricus (electric eel), 3935 nucleotides long. Lineage: Eukaryota; Metazoa; Chordata; Actinopteri; Gymnotiformes; Gymnotidae. The record is from RefSeq and is a predicted model, not a curated record.
AAAGCGCCCCGCUCAUCUGCUCCGUCAGGUAGCCUCGCCUCGCCUUGUUCGGCGGCAGACCUCUUUAAAACUGCAUUUCGUUUCUUCUCCGGCGAAGAGUUUGCCACUUUAACGGAACUCCGUCGCGUUGUGAGUGAGCGCUGGUGCCGUGCCGUGGUAGUUUUCAACGUCCUGAGAUGUUCAGCCCCGGCGGAGUUUGGCUGUCGCCGCCUGUCGCCGCCAGUAUAGGCCCGCAGGGCGAUUGAACUGUGGAUUGAUCCGUCGCAACGUAGUUAUGUCGUCGUGCAGUGCUAAGACUUUCAUGGCCCUGUAAAGGAUUUCAGGUGUGAUAGGCCAAUACUGCUAGGCUACGUGUGCUGUUUCCCGUUUUAACGUUUUCAGGAGCGCUGGAUGAGAAGCAAGAAGUAGUUGAAAUCGCUGUCCGAAUGGGCUCCACAGAUCACCGCCAGGGCCUAGCGCGCGUUCAUUGCCUGGGCUAUGCCACAACUCUGGAGCUGGCCCCUCAGCCAUCCACAUCCCUAGAGGAGCAGGAGAGGACCCCGGGGGCCCGGGAGCUUCGGCCCAACACGAUGGCCGCACAAGCCUGUUCGGGUGGGGAGCUGCCCCUGGAGGAGCUGCUGGCCCUCUACGGCUACGACAUGUCCCGCCGCAUGCUGCAGCAGCCGCAGGCCAGCCAGAUAGCCACCACGCUGCCUGAAACCACUGUGGACAAGAUCGCCAAGGAUCUGUUCUCCGGAGAGGAGGACGAGGACACGCGGUCUUCAGCCGAUGACCUCGCGGCGUCGGUCACCUCCCGUGCUGCUGAUCUCGUGCGGUGCCAUAUAAAAGCAGUAUUCCAUUUGUCUGAGCAUCCUGUCAUGUCGGUGUCCACUCAAGGCCUUCCGGGUGAAGACAAGGACGCAGCAGUCAGCUCCUCGGAUGAGGAUUCAGACGGCACGUCCGGCCCCUCCAAUGACGGACGCAAGGACAUCAUGGUGGGCCCCCAGUACCAGGUCAACAUUCCCUCGCUCAGCUCCGCCACGCGCUAUGAAAGAGCCUACGAGAGCGAGGACCAGUUGCUAUGGACACCGGGCAUGCUGUCCGCCCCAACUGUGGAGGAGUUCUUGCUGCAGGUGCAGAGAUGCAUGGGCCAGGCCGGGGACGUGGACGCCCUCACCUCAGGAGACCUGGUCAAGGACAACGAGCAGGCCCUCUAUGAGCUGGUGAAAUGCAACUUCAACACGGACGAGGCUCUGAGGAGACUGUGCUUCAACGUGAAGGUGUUCAGCGAGGAGCUUUGUGCUUGGAGUGAGGAAGAGUGUCGAAACUUUGAACACGGCUACCGUGUCCAUGGAAAGAAUUUUCACCUCAUACAGGCCAACAAGGUGCGCACACGCUCUGUGGGCGAGUGUGUGCAGUACUACUACAUGUGGAAGAAGUCGGAGCGGCACGAGUAUUUUACGCAGCAGGCUACCAAGCUGGGCCGACGGAAGUACCCUCUCCAGUCAGGAACCAUGGAGGACGGAGAUGCAGACAUAGAGCAUGGCGAAGUGGACAGCCCGAGCUUGCAACUUCGCCCACCCUCACCACCGGCUGUCCUGCAGGCGGAGCAGCAAGGUGCCGAGCUGGAGAUCAGGGAGCGGGAGUUGUGUGCAGAGCCUCCCUCCAGCCUGCAGAGGGAGCCGUCGCAAAGCUUUUUUCUCCCCCAGAGGCCGGUGGCGGACCGUCUCGGCCCGGCCAGCGUUGCGGCUCUCCCGCGCGGCCGCCCCUACGCCUCCACUCCCCUCCACCAGCGAGACCCAGACGUUCUGGGCUCUGGCCUCCACCACCUCCAGCUGGGCUCUUCCGUCGGACACGGCGCGCCCAGCAGAUCCUCCGGGCCACGCCCAACUGACCUCUUUUUCCCCCAGAGCCCCACCCCGCCUCCUGCCAUCGCCCCGCCCACCGCCGUCCCAGACUUUGGCGGCGUGCUGUACCGCUGUCCCGGCCCUAUCCGGCAGCCACGCCCCCUCACGCAGUGACGGCAGGCAUGCCGAUCGUUCUGGAAAACAUUCCGUGUCUAAGCUGGAGACGCUCCCCCCUCUGCUGUUGGCGUGGGACCUAGGUUUUAUUUUUACCUAAUCUUGACUUUUUUUUUUUUUUUUUUUUUUUUUUGCCAAAGCACGGCAUCACAACGCCUUUCAGGUGGACCAGGUAUAAGCUGCAGCAGCAGUGUUCCGGAGAAGAAGAAUAUUUAUAUCAAAGAGCUCUUCUUAGGUACACGUGUGAACGCCUUGGUUUUUGAGGGUAAUCCUGGUGUCGGUUUUUUCUCUCGCACCCUGUCGGUUGGUUCUCUUGUUUGUAAACGGGCGGUGUCGUUCAGGUCGUGGCGAGAUGAUGUCAGCUCCCGGCCCUGGCGUUCUCCAGCGAGCAGCUUUUACAGCUGGCCUCGUCACCCGUGACUUCCCCGGGAGAGUUUUCAGCUUCUGCGUGGCGAAACAUGUCAGCUGGCUUUGCUUUCUGGUUUUCGCCGUUUACUGAGCGGUUAAAAAAAAGAAAAGAAAACACAGCUUGGAAGGCUUAGGCGUCUGUUUGGCAGGUUUACUGGGGAUGUUGAAUCUCAAUAGCAGUAGGUAGUAGCUUUAUUACCAUUCAGACUGUCCAUUAUGUCCCAGUGAACGUGACCCGAAAGGGCCGGAGCCUCAGACUAGUUUGUGUGAACCAGUCACGGUCAGCAGGAACAGAGGCCUUAUCCUUUGGCUCUGCACAGGUGCAGUUUACUGACCAAUCAGAAGCCAGUGUUGAUCCAUGUUUGCCAUGUUUGUUUGAUUUUUUUUUAAAGGAAGCAAGAGAUAGCAGCCCUAGCAGGGUGGUGUGCAUUUCCUGGUUAUUUUUUCCUACUAGAAAUACCUAAACGAGCAACUCAGUCUGAAUGAACACAUCCGUGUGUUUGAUUUUAAAUCUUGUAGUGGACAGAUCUGAUGUGAACUCUUAGAGGACAUGCAUGCAGAAAGCUGCUGUUUGCUCACUCUGUGUCUUUAGUUCAGAUUCAGGGACUGAACAUAAGUGACUGCAGCCUGUAACAACAGAGGCCCGAUCAUCAUUUUAGAGGAUUCAGAGGGGCCCUAAAUUGCUUGUUAUAAUUAUUAAUUAUGAAUAGGAUAUGAAACACUGAGAAGUGCUGGUUAUUUUAAUAUAUAUAUAUAUAUAUAUAUAUAUAUAUCUGUCAUUUCUUGGGGGGUCAUUUUAACAAGCAUACAGGGCAUUUUUUUAUUCUCCUUAUCAGAGCUGUAGGCCUGUAUUUGAAUGAUGGGCUGUUUGGGUGAGUCCAGAUGGAGUUAGCAGUAUGUUUCCUUCUGGCAGUCAUCAGUUCACUGCUAUCAGAAAGCUGGCAAAGGAAAAUAAGGUUUGCAAGUAAAGAGGACCGACCGCUGAGUGGUGGUGGGAAGCUCAGUAAGGUUUGAACGGUGUCACUUCAGUGUUAACAGAAUGGCAACAGUUGUUGGAUUAGGUCAAAGUAUUUGCUAUGAACCCCAAUUUAUUCUUCAAAGGAGCACACUUUGCCCAGCUUUGCUGCUGGAAGCCCAGGGUCCAGCACGGCUGGGUUAUUUCCCUGCUCAAGCACACCUGACGUACCUCAUCUGGUUUAGCCAGUAUGUCAGAGUCGGAGAAUCACCAAACCACGGUGGACCCUGGGCCCCAAGACCGCAGCCAGUUACACUUCUGCUACGAUUUGAUUUCUGCAUCACAACAAGCUACAAUUAAGUUGGUUAGUAACUGGAAAUUCUGGUUAUUCAGUGAGUUUCUCAAAAUCAAAUCUCAAAGCUAACCAAUUGCAGUUUAAUGAUAAAGUUGAGGCUUCAUGAAUGUACACUUCUGUGAGGUGUUUGAAAGUGGACCUCUUAGUAAAUGUCUGUUUUUCCAAAGUUCUUAAUCAUAACAUCUUUCCUUUGCAUAUAGGCCUUAUGUUGUGGGGG